This is a messenger RNA of Chrysemys picta bellii (western painted turtle), 2977 nucleotides long. RefSeq names its product FIG4 phosphoinositide 5-phosphatase (gene FIG4). The record is from RefSeq and is a predicted model, not a curated record. NCBI's taxonomy places the organism in Eukaryota, Metazoa, Chordata, Testudines, Emydidae. Gene Ontology annotation, cellular component: intracellular membrane-bounded organelle. Gene Ontology annotation, molecular function: phosphatidylinositol-3,5-bisphosphate 5-phosphatase activity. Gene Ontology annotation, biological process: phosphatidylinositol dephosphorylation.
GUCUAUUCCCCUCCCCCGUUGCCGUGGGGCGGGCCCGGAGCCCACCCCGCUAUCGCCAUGCCCACCGCGGCGGCAGCGCCGAUUAUCCGCUGCGUGCAGAAGCUGGUGCUUUACGAGACCAGAGCUCGGUAUUUUCUUGUUGGGAGUAAUCAUGCAGAGACCAAGUAUCGUGUUUUGAAAAUUGAUCGCACUGAACCGACGGAUUUAGUUAUAAUUGAUGAUAAGCAUGUGUACACACAACAAGAGGUGAGGGAACUUCUUGGCCGCCUAGAUCUGGGAAAUAGAACAAAGAUUGGACAGAAGGGCUCCUCUGGGUUAUCUCGAGCUGUCUCUGCUUUCGGUGUCGUAGGUUUUGUUAGAUUUUUAGAAGGCUACUACAUUGUGUUAAUAACAAAAAGGAGAAAGAUGGCAGAUAUUGGAGGGCAUGCAAUAUACAAAAUAGAAGAUACAAAUAUGAUCUACAUUCCAAAUGACACUGUACGAAUCACUCAUCCUGAUGAAGCAAGAUAUCUACGAAUCUUUCAAAAUGUGGACCUGUCUAGCAAUUUUUAUUUUAGCUACAGCUAUGAUCUGUCACACUCUCUUCAAUAUAAUCUUACCAUCCUGAGAAUGCCACUUGAGAUAUUAAAAACUGAAACAAUUCAGACUCGACAGGAGAGCUUUGAUAUCUUUGAAGAUGAGGGACUUACAGCACAAGGUGGAAGUGGUGUAUUUGGGAUUUGCAGUGAACCAUAUAAAAAGUACGUGUGGAAUGGUCAACUGCUGGACAUAGUAAAAAAUACUGUUCAUCAUGACUGGCUGUUAUAUGUUAUUCAUGGAUUUUGUGGGCAGUCCAAACUGUUAAUAUAUGGUCGUCCAGUGCAUGUCACUCUGAUAGCCAGAAGAUCAAGCAAAUUUGCUGGAACACGUUUUCUAAAGAGAGGAGCAAACUCUGAGGGGGAUGUUGCUAAUGAAGUAGAAACUGAACAAAUACUUUGUGAUGCUUCAGUGAUGUCAUUUUCUGCAGGGAGCUAUUCUUCUUACGUUCAAGUUCGAGGCUCAGUCCCACUAUACUGGUCUCAAGAUAUUUCGACUAUGAUGCCUAAGCCACCAAUUACAUUGGACCAAGCAGAUCCAUUUGCGCACAUAGCUGCACUUCACUUUGAUCAAAUGCUUCAGAGGUUUGGCUCUCCCAUUAUCAUUUUGAAUCUUGUGAAGGAACGUGAAAAAAGAAAGCAUGAAAGGAUUCUGAGUGAAGAACUUGUUGGUGCAGUGACAUAUCUCAAUCAGUUUUUACCCCCAGAACAUGCUAUUGUGUAUAUUCCUUGGGAUAUGGCCAAAUACACAAAAAGCAAACUGUGUAAUGUCCUGGAUAGAUUGAAUGUAAUUGCGGAAAGUGUAGUGAAGAAAACAGGAUUCUUUGUAAAUCGUCCUGAUUCCUACUGCAGCAUUUUGCGGCCAGAUGAAAAAUGGAAUGAACUGGGAGGUUUUGUUGUUCCCACUGGUCGCUUACAGACUGGUGUUCUUCGAACCAAUUGUGUUGACUGUUUAGAUCGCACUAACACAGCCCAGUUCAUGGUGGGGAAGUGUGCGUUAGCCUAUCAGCUCUAUUCUUUGGGGUUGAUUGAUAAACCCAAUUUGCAGUUUGACACAGAUGCUGUUAGGUUAUUUGAGGAGUUGUAUGAAGAUCAUGGAGACACACUUUCUCUGCAAUAUGGAGGUUCUCAACUUGUUCAUCGAGUAAAAACCUACAGGAAGAUAGCACCAUGGACCCAACAUUCCAAAGAUAUUAUGCAGACGCUCUCAAGAUAUUACAGUAAUGCUUUUUCAGAUGCUGACAGGCAAGACUCAAUUAACCUAUUUUUGGGAGUAUUCCAGCCUGCAGAAGGAAAACCUCAUCUUUGGGAGCUUCCUACAGACUUUUACUUGCAUCACAAGAACACUAUGAGUCUUUCACAGACCAGGCGAAGCUAUACCUACUGGUGGACACGAGGUGUAUUAAAUCAUUUACCACUGCCUUAUGAUGAGGUGACAUGCACUGAAAACAGAAGGAAGUUGAUAGUGAAGAAAUUUCACAAAUAUGAAGAAGAGAUUGAUAUUCACAACGAGUUCUUUCGGCCAUAUGAAUUAAGCAGUUUUGAUGACACCUUUUGCUUGGCAAUGACCAAUUCUAUACGAGAUUUCAUGCCCAAGAAUGUUGGAAUUGAUCCAAGUCCAUUUACAGUGCGGAAACCUGAUGAAACUGGAAAAUCAGUGGUGGGGAACAAAAGUAAUAGAGAAGAAACUGUGCUGCAGCGCAAAACAGCUGCUAGUGCCCCUCCUCCCCCAAGUGAGGAAGCAGUGUCAAGUAGUUCUGAGGAUGAUUCUGGGACUGACAAAGAAGAUGAGGGAGCUGUUUCUCAGCGUUCCACUCCAGUAAAGAUGACAGAUACAGGCGAUAAUAUAAAAAUAACAGAGAACAUAGUUCAGUCCAUGAAAGAUAUGUAUGGGAUUAACCUCUCAGAUGUUCCUUCAGAGGAUGACCUCACAAUAUAUACAAGGUUUGUUCAGUUGGGGCAGAAUCAACAUAAACAAGACAAGAACAACCAGCAGCUUUGUUCAAAACAUCGUCUAGAUGGGGUUAUAAAUUUAAUACACAUCUCCUCUUUUUCCCAAGACAACAUUUAUGAAGUCCAGCCUCCUAAAGUAGAUAAGAAAUCAAUUGAUAUCUUCCAUGCUCACAUUCAGGCUGGCAGAGGCACCAUGCAGCCACUGGUAAAAGAAGACAUCCUCAUGUACAGAGAGUACAUUAGAAACCGAUAUAUGUGAAAACAGACUGGAUUCAACUGCUUAGCAUUGCUGGAGCGAUGGUACAAAUCAAUUUAGAAAGGAAGUCCAAGUUCGGCUAUUUUGUGGUGGUAAAACAGCAGCAAUUAUUUAUCAACCUGUAUCUUUCUGAAUGAUUUCAUUUUUGAGAUAUUGUAUGCUUUGCAAAAAUAAAAAUGUGACUGAAGAUGUA